UUUGUAAUCAAAUAUUGAUUUCCUCAUCAAAUGAAUGUUUUUGUUGGCAAUAAUAAGAUGUGGUUUUUUGUGGUCUUAAGUUACUUCGCUUUAUUAGUGCAACUUUUUCUCAUCGUUUUGUCCGUCGCGGCCGGACUCUACUAUUUGGCUGAAUUGGUGGAAGAGUUUAGUGUAAUAUCGGCUAAAGUAAUCAAAUCAACUAUUUUGUUAACGCUAUUUAUAUAUUUAUGUUUAUUCCUAUUCGAAGAAUUGCCCAAUUCUUUGAUUAUCACCGGAAUUGUCAUCCUUCUGCUGGUCAACCAUUACUUCGCCUUUUCGUACUUCUCUUCCGUUUACUAUCCAUUCACUCAAGUGUUAGCCUUCUUUACCAUCUGUUUAUGGCUCAUCCCAUUUGCAUUUUUCAUAUCAUUAUCGGCUAAUGAGAACGUAUUGCCCACUAUUGCAGAGACGAGACCAUUGCUUUCAGUGAUUGAAGUGCAGAGUCUUCAUAAUCACAUUUAUGGUCACUUAAUGGACACACAUUACGACCAAUGGGUGGGACAGAAGUGCAUCAAAAGACAAGACGUGUCGCAAGAGAUUAAAAGUUUUGAAUCCAAAUCCGAUGUAAUGUUUGAAUCGGAAUAUCUAUUCAAAAGAGUUGGAGUGCUUUGUCUGGUGUUAAGCAAAAGCCGAAAGUCAUCGCAAGCGGUGCGCCUGACGUGGGCUAACCAUUGCAAUCACGUUAUAUUCUUCGGACCCUUUUCUGACCGCAAAAUACCAGUCAUUAAAUACCCGCCGGCGAGCACUCAUGUAUCGUUUUGUCACUCAUUUAUCACUGCAAUGAAUCAAUUUUCCGGUCAAUUUGAUUGGCUUUUCAUAGCCUAUGACGAAACGUAUGCCAUAAUCGAGAAUCUCCGCCAUUAUGUCGCGCCUCUCAACGCCUCCUCUCUCUACUACUUGGGAAGAGCUGUCAAACACUACUUCUCGGGCGUCUAUAACGCGGCCGACUCUGGCAUAGUGUUGAGCAGAGGCGCCGUCGAGCGCAUCGCUAAAGCAUUUAGUAAUGAAACGGUUUGUGACUUAAACUUUAUUGAAGGCAUCGGAAGUGUUUCUCGCAAUUUCGAGAUAUCUCUGGCUCUCAUAUUAGGCCGCUUUGGCUGCACUCCUGUCGAUACACGCGAUUUGCGCAGAAGAGGGCGUUUCCAUGCGUUCCCACCCGAGCGUCAAUUAGUGCCGGGAAUGAUAUCGAUGUUCAACAGCUACUGGAGAAAUGGUGUCUUUUUAUCAUCUAAUGACGAACAUUGUUGUAGUGAUAAAAGCAUUACUUUCAACGGUGUUCUUCCAGCGGCCAUGUAUUUGACUGAAUACUUACUCUAUCACAUGUCUAUAUUCAGUACCCAUAAUAACCCCCUCGGACUCGGCAAUAAACCCCCGCCUUAUAGCUCUUAUAAAUAUAAUCUUAAGAGUUGGCAUAUUUGGCCCAUCGAUCCAAAUCUCAUUCUCGUGAAUACUUUGCCUCAAAAGAGCCAACGAUUCUUCAGUCCUUUGAGUUACAAAGCGAUUCUCGUCGUUGAUUAA
Molecule: messenger RNA, 1557 nt
Organism: Medioppia subpectinata
Lineage: Eukaryota; Metazoa; Arthropoda; Arachnida; Sarcoptiformes; Oppiidae
Source: the annotation of a GenBank genome assembly